GUUGUUAUGAAUCCGGGCAAACCAAGCAUCGACGAUAAACCCGCCCAACAAGUGCUACAUCAACACCAACGAAGCCGACAUCAAAUCACGCGCGGAAGGGCCGCCCAAUAGGCCAACCUACAAAUGAGCAAGUCCAGCCCAAACGACAGCCCCGCCCCAGAUAAGCCGCCUCAUCAACCACCACUGCCGCGGCUUGAGCCUCACCUUCAUCAUCCUCAAGCGCAAACACAACCCGUCAAGCGCACUCGCGUGCUCCUGUCCUGCGGCCCCUGCCGCGCCUCCAAGCUCAAGUGCGAUCGCCUCCAGCCAUGCAGCCAGUGCGCCAAGAAGAGCCGCCCGGACCUGUGCGUCUACGCGCCCCAGCCGGUGAAGAAGCGGCCGCCGCGGCGGGGCAUGUCGGCGCGGCUGCAGCGCCUCGAGGGCAUGGUGCGCACCAUGCUGGAUGAGGGCGGCGGCGAGGCCAGGCCGGGAGCAGCCGAGGCAGGCGGAGACACGAACACGCCGGCCGUCAAGGGAAACGUGGUUCACGGGGCAAGGGGGACGACGACGUACGUGGGCGCCACGCACUGCAUGGCCAUGCUGGAAGAUAUCAAGGACUUGAAGACAUACUUUCAGGACGAAGCCGAGGAAGACGAUGAGAACUCCCCAACCGAUGAGCUCGAUGCUCCAGAGAUGCUCCUUUGGUCCGCUGGAGGUCCCAAAGACCGAAAUGAGUUGCUUGCUCAGCUUCCUGAACGGCACGUCGCGGACCGCCUCAUCACGCGCUACUUUUCUGCCAUGAGCCCGUCACAACAUGUCGUCCACCGACCUACUUUUACCCGAGCUUACGCCCGCUUCUGGCAAAACCCAGACUCCGCCUCGCUCCCUUGGAUCGCCCUGCUGUUCAUGGUCCUCGCCCUCGGCGUCUUCUUCAACAGCCAUGCCGCCCCCCACGAGCUCUCGGCCGACUCCUCCCCGUUGCCCGUGCAGGGCCGCAUCAAGCAUUACCGGUCCUGCGCGGGAUGGGCGCUCGUUUGGGGCCGGUACGCGCAGCAGCCCAGCUUCGAGACGCUGACGGCGUUUGUUCUCUACGUCGAGUCGCACUUCAUGUUCAACCGCGCGGCGCAGAUGAGCUGUUACGUGCUCAGCGGCGCGAGCCUCCGCCUCAUGUUCAAGAUGGGGCUGCACCGGGACCCGAGCAGGCUGCUGGCCGCCGACCUGUCGCCGUUUGAGGGGGAGAUGCGGCGCAGGAUGUGGAACCUGGCCACGCAGAUCGAGCUGCUCGUCGCCUUCCACAUGGGUCUGCCGAGCAUGCUCCAGGGCGUCGAGACGGACACGGCGCUGCCGCAGAACCUACAGGACGACGAUUUCGACGAGGACUCGGCCGCCCUGCCCCCGGGGAGGCCGGAUACGGACCACACGCUCAUGACGUACCCAAUUCACAAGAGCAAGAUCCUCAGGGUGUUUGGUCAGAUCGCGCGGCUGGCGCACGCGCUCGCGCCGCCAACCUACGCCGAGGUCAUGAGGGUCGACGGCCUCCUGCAGAAGACGUGGGGAGAGCUGCCGCCGUUCAUGAGGGUGAAGCCGCUGGAAGAGUGCGUCGGCGACUCCCCGCACCUCAUCAUCCAGCGGUUCGGCCUCGCCGCCGUCUACAACAAGUGCCGAUGCGUGCUGCAUAGGCGCUUCAUCGCCGAGCCGCACCUCCGCCCCGAGCACGACUACUCGCGACAGCAGUGCUUCGACGCCGCCCUCAGCCUGCUCCGUUACCAGCACGUCAUCUGGACGUCGUGCAAGCCGGGAAACGUCCUGAGCCAGAACGGCUGGUUCGUCUCGUCGCUCGCCAUUCACGACUUUUUGCUGGCCGCCGUCAUCGUGUACAUGGUCAUCAAGCACGACGGCUACGGCGACAGUGGCGACGGCGGCGAGGGGGCCGCCAAGAACAACAAGACUCACUGGGUCAAGGACGACCAGCCGCUGCCAACAAAGGACCAUCUGAAAUACGUCCUGCAGCGUUCUCAUGCCAUCUGGUCGGACGUUGCCACGGAGAGAGAGGAGCUCCGCAAAACGGCCGACACACUGGCCACGAUCUUGGCCAGGCUGGGCGCUCCUCCGGUCGGCCGGCAGCACGCCAGCUUUGUCGACGCGGCGCAUGCGCCAGUGGGAGUGCCGGGCUCUGCCGAACCGGUCCACUGGAACCUCGCCCGUGCCAAGUACUACCCGUCAAAGCACUCCAUCAGCGGCUCGGAACCUCUGUCAAGUUUAGAGUCUGCUUCAGGAGCCGACUCGGAGGGAUCUAGGCUUUCGGCCUUUCCGUCGCUCGACCAACAAGCAGCGCAGGUCACAUCGAGCAUCAACAGCGAAGCCAUGGCCGGCGCGGACCCCGUGCCGGGCGAGUUCCCACGCAGCCCCGAGUUUGAGUUUGAGUUUGACGUGCCGUGGAUGUCGGCCGAUACCAUGGACUGGCGUUACCUUGACAUCUCCUUGGCACAUAGCCACACGGCGGGCGCGACAGCAGAGUCCGGGUCCGGCCAGACGUGGAUGGAGAGACUGCCAUUGGACGAUCUCGAUAUGAUGGGGCCAGCGGACUGGAAUCAGCAAUCCGGGGAUGGGCACCGACCCUGAAUCUGUGUGCGUGUGUGUGUGCACAAACUAAGUUAUCACCGUCUAGUACUGUACGUGCGUACAGUAUACAGUCGUACGCAUAUACCCUGCCCGCUCCCGUGUGGAGGGGACGUGGAGUGCUGGGCCUUCGUUUGGAAGAGGAACACAGCGGCUGUUUUUUGUCCAACACUGAACGUGUCAACGCAACGGGAACGAAAGGGGUAAAAAAAAACGACAAAGCUUUGACUGGCUGUUUCGAGACUCGUCGUCUUUCUGUUUCUGAUGAGGCCCGCGACGAGCGAGGGGAGGGAGCACGGUCGACCGUGGUGCCGUCGGCUCGGCUCCGGGCGCGGCGUACGGGAAAGCCGUGGUGUCUAGUUUAUUAGGGGAUGAGUGUGUCGUGCCCCUGCCUGAUACUGCGCAAUGCGGCACGAUCCGAUCAGUCAGUCAAGCACGUACACACGUACUACAUACGCACAUACGUACGGCGCAGCACCUGCGCUGUUCGACACAUGCAAAUACAUGCGUACGUACUUGCCGAGAGCAUGGCCCGGGAAAACCUGGAUCUAGCUACGCACGUAGCAGCCCUCCAUGGGGAUCAGCGGAGAGCCAACAACAUUAUUACCUACUCUGUACCUGGUACCAGUGUGACGAGAUAAGCCGGAGAAGAGGAGGAGGAUGGUAGAGUCCCGAGCGGGCGCACGAUAGCCGCUGUCUUUGUGUGAACUUCUG
Messenger RNA from Purpureocillium takamizusanense, 3312 nucleotides. RefSeq lists its product as uncharacterized. Gene Ontology annotation, cellular component: nucleus. The record is from RefSeq and is a predicted model, not a curated record. The transcript is spliced from 6 exons. Gene Ontology annotation, biological process: DNA-templated transcription; regulation of DNA-templated transcription. Gene Ontology annotation, molecular function: DNA binding; zinc ion binding; DNA-binding transcription factor activity, RNA polymerase II-specific. Bases 124 to 2601 code for a protein of 825 amino acids. Lineage: Eukaryota; Fungi; Ascomycota; Sordariomycetes; Hypocreales; Ophiocordycipitaceae.